AUGUUUGACAAGCUAAAGCAAAAAGUGUUUAGCAGUACAAGGGAGCCCAGAGUUUUGGAUAUACCACCACCGGGCCAGAUCAAUGACAAUCGUAUUAUCUACCAGAGUAGAAGCAACUAUGGUGUGAAUUUUGGGUCAUUGUUUGUACUUGAAAAGUACAUUUAUGGAUCGUUAUUUUCUGCCGGAGGGGAUGUCGAAUUUGAUGCGGUUACAAACCAGGUUAAGAGCACUGGAGUUGACGAUGCAGCCAAGAGGUUGUCGGAUCAUUAUGAUGCAUAUUUGAACAAAGUUGAUUGGGGGUGGUUGAAAUCUGUUGGAUGCACAGCUAUCCGUUUGCCGGUCGGAUACUGGCACAUAAAUAACGGUGCAUUGAUGAGCAGCGAUCAAAAGUUCUACAGCUUGAAGGACGUUUAUGCGAAGGCAGCUCCCUGGAACCGCGUGAAGCAGGUUAUUGCUAAGGCCAAUGAUAACAGUAUUGGUGUUUUGAUUGAUUUACAUGCGUUGCCUGGGGGUGCGAAUACUGGGGAGCAUAGUGGUGAGCAAAGCGGAGGCACAGCUACGUUUUUCGGUAAUUCGAGCUACGUUUCUUCUGUGACAAACACGAUGAUUCCAUUUAUGGUUCAGGAUCUUCAAUCGAAUGAGAACAUGGUGGGAAUCCAAAUCGUGAAUGAGGCUGACUUCGACAACGACGGUAGCAAAGAAAAGUCUUACUACACAAAGGCCGUGGCAAAAGUCCGCUCUGUGAGCGGCACGUGGCCAAUCUUCAUCUCCGAUGGGUGGUGGCCCCAACAGUUCUCGGACUGGGCCCAGUCGUCAAAUCUAUACCCUGACGUUGUCAUUGACUCACAUGUGUACCGUUGCUUCUCGGACUCUGACAAAUCCAAGAGUGUCCCUCAGAUUAUUCAGGAUUUACCUGGCUCUGUUCAAUAUGACCAAACCAAAGCCGAUUUCGUUGUUGGCGAAUUCUCCUGUGUGCUUGACCAGCAAUCGUGGAACAAGACUUCUGGAGACCAUAAUACGCUUGUGAAGCAGUAUGGUAACACACAGACGCAACUGUUUACUAAGGAGGCAUCUGUUGGAUGGUUCUUUUGGACAUUGCAGUUUGAAUACGGGGAUGGUGGAGAAUGGGGGUUUGUCCCCAUGGUGAACGAAGGAGCUAUUCCAAAGAGACCCACUAGUUGGAAUAAACCAAGUGACAGCGAUGUACAAAAGAUUAUCACAGACCAUGUGAAUUACUGGGCUGAUAAAGGAGGCGAUAAAAUGGAGCACUGGAGGUUUGAAGACGGUCUUAAAAAUACGUUAUUGGACAUCGAAUCGUUCGUAGCCUUCAACAACUCUCUACUAGGCAGAACAUGUGCCUGGAAGCACAACAGAAGAGCCCAAUAUGUCAGACAGAAGGGUGACAGUCAGUACAUGUGGGAGUGGGACCAGGGUUUCGACCAAGCCUUGAGCAACUUCAACCACUACUAG
This is a messenger RNA of Kluyveromyces marxianus DMKU3-1042, 1470 nucleotides long. RefSeq names its product 17-beta-hydroxysteroid dehydrogenase-like protein (gene MRX18). The transcript has a single exon. The coding region runs from base 1 to 1470 and encodes 489 amino acids. The record is from RefSeq and is a predicted model, not a curated record. Gene Ontology annotation, molecular function: glucan endo-1,6-beta-glucosidase activity. Gene Ontology annotation, cellular component: cell surface; extracellular region. Gene Ontology annotation, biological process: glucan catabolic process. Lineage: Eukaryota; Fungi; Ascomycota; Saccharomycetes; Saccharomycetales; Saccharomycetaceae.